CCGGGUGGAUUCUGGUUCCUGUGAAGUGGAUCCGGACUCGCUGUGGACGGACCGAACCCGCCUCGGUCCCCUCAGACCCCCCCGCUCGUGUCCCUGAAGCCCCCUCGACGGUUUGAUUCUGGUUUGGAGACGCGGACGUGACGUCUGAGUCCUGAACACAGACGUCGUCUCUUUCCUGAAAACCUGAGCGUGACCUGUUGUGCGUCUGGGCAGCCUGGCUGCCUCCCUGCAUCCAGAUGAAUGAAGAACACUCCGGGACCCAGAGACACAGCUGAUACAGGGCAUGAAGGUGUUUCUGCAAAUAUGAUGAAGAAAAAGAAUCCUCACAAGAAACACAAGAGCAGCCUGAGUCCGACCGCCAACGCUCCGUCGCAGCCUCAACGCGACAUCGUGGGCAGCCGCAUCCAGCACGUGUGGAAGGAGGGGGGGGGUCACGUGGUCUGGAAGGGAACGGUGCUCGACCAGGUGCCGGUGAACCCGUCGCUCUACCUGAUCAAGUACGAUGGCUUCGACUGUGUUUAUGGUCUGGAGCUGCACAAGGACGCCAGGGUCCAGGGGCUGGAGGUGCUGCCCGACCGGCUGGCUAAACCCCGUGUGACAGACGCCAGCCUGGCAGACACCAUGAUCGGGAAAGCGGUGGAGCACAUGUUUGAGACGGAGGAGGGUCCGAAGGAGGAGUGGCGGGGGAUGGUUCUGGCCCGAGCUCCCGUCGUGACCACCUGGUUCUACAUCACCUACGAGAAGGAGCCCGUCCUCUACAUGUAUCAGCUGCUGGACGACUACAAAGCAGGAGAUCUCCGCAUCAUGCCCGACUCCAACGACAGCGUCCCGACGGAGCGCGAGCCGGGGGAGGUGGUGGACAGCCUGGUGGGCAAACAGGUGGAGUACGCCAAAGAGGAUGGCGGCAAGCGAACCGGCAUGGUCAUUCACCAGGUGGAGGCCAAGCCCUCCGUGUACUUCAUCAAGUUUGAUGACGACUUUCUCAUUUACGUCUACGACCUGGUCAAAACUUCGUAAACCUGACGUUAACAACCGAAAUGCGUUGAAACACCUGAAGUGUUCCGAUCCAGCGUUGGACCGACAAACACAAAAAUGAAAACUUGCUUCAGAAGAACACAGGACAGAUGCUCGGUGAAGAUGAAGCCUCGUCUACGACCUUCUCUGACUCUUUAAAUCCAAAUUUAAUUGGCCGUGGAUUUAUGUUACUCCCACAAAGUCUUAAACUCUCUGACAACUUUUUGAAAGAAGGAAAUCUGUCAGUUUUAAUCCCGUAUUUCAGUUGAAGAUGAAACGAGGCCUUUUAGAAACUCACAUUCUGAACAAAGAUUUGCUGACAACUUAAAAUCUGUUAAAACUAAUGAUCAUCACACAUGGACAAGUUUCACAAAGAAACAAGACGAUCUCUGGAGAAAUGUCUCCAGCUGCUGGCAAAAGAGAAAAAAAGGCGAGUUCUUGGUCCAUAAAACAAAAAGCAAGAAAAACAUUCACAUUAAGUCAAAUUAGUGAAAACAACCUUAGAAAUAGAUAGAACAAUAAGAGUUGUUUAGUUAUUCUGAACCUUGGAUAAUCAACCUGGUGUGAGUUGAUUCAUUAUUAAAAUGAUAAUUAACAAAAAAAACAUCGUCAACCAACCCGGACGCUUUGGUUGUUUUUGAGUCUUUAAAAAAGAUCCAAAAUGGAAGUAGAGAGUUUGAGCCGAGUGGGAUUCUAUUGUUUUUCUAUUGUACAGAAACAAAAACCGAGUUUCAUCACAUCUUGUGCUUGUUGUCCCGGCUCCACUUCACCAACAUGAAGCUCAGCAGAUCCAACACAAUCAUCUUAAACCUGUCGUGAAGUCCCGUGAUGAUGAAGACGAUCAGACUUUCUGGUGAUUUCACCGAAGCCUUUGGACUCGUGUCUUUUUCUAGAUUGUCGGUGAAGGAUUGAAAAGGACGGAGAGACAAAGCCCCCCCCGUCUGUCCUCUGCAGUUUGUUCUAAUGUCGGUUAAAAUCUGCAUUUCUGUUGGUUCCUCUUCGUCUGACGUCCAAACGGAUUCAAGGAGCUGGAAACUGGUUUAAUGCACCUGAGGACCUGGAGGAUGAGGAGAAGAUUCCCCGGACGGUUCAUGACUGUGUUGAUGUCUUUUGAUGUCGCUGGAAUUUACCAGAAAAACCAACCUGCCGUUGCAUUACAGUUACGUUUCCAGACUUCAGUUUGGCACGAGUCGGUCGAAAAGAGAAUAUUAAUGAAACGAAAGCAUCAGUUUGUAUUUACACACAAACCAAAAGGUCGUGGACUCCUCGUGGUGAAGAUCCCACGUUCUCCCGGUCGUCUGAAGGAACCCGAAGUUCCCCUCAGACGUCCUGCAGCACGUCGGAGGAAACUGUCGCUUGUGUUUCAUAAUGAAGAGAUUUAGACGAAGUGAAGGUUUAAAUUUACUUUAGAUUUUAUUUUGGUUUACUCAAGACUGAAUGUUUUUCAUAAACCUGAGUUCUGUUCAGAUUUCUGCUCUUUCAACAAAGUUCAAUGUUAGAGUCGAGUUUUUAUUGGAGAGUUUGAAAUCAAGUUGCCAUUUUUUUUGUCAGCCAGCUGCACGUUUAAAAGAUCAUAUUUUAUUAACGUGAAAGAACAUUUGGGAGCUGAUUGUGUCAUUUUCCUCCCAAAUAUUUCUACAAUAGAAUAAAAGGAAACCAGUAAAGACCAGUGACUGUAAAUAGAGAUGGACGACACUUUUCCACUUCCUCCUGUUGUUCAAAAAUGAAGCCAAAAUAUUUAGGAUACGAAAGCUGCCAUCUUGUUCUGGUGACGUUAUUUAAAUGUUCCAUCCAUACACCUGCUCGACCAAUCAGGAGUCAGAAGUGGUUUGUUCAAGUGUUUCUGAUCAGUUUGGUUUUAUUUAGUUAUUUGAUCACAUGAGAACAGGCUGAGAUGUCUUGAUUGACAGCUGAGACUGACUCCUGAUUGGUCAGGUGCAUGUAUGGGCGGGACCUAGAUACCACAACUCUACUUCCUGAUCACCACUACAGACUGUGAAGGUUCAAGAUGCCGGCGAAGGUUUCCAGGAUGUUUUGGCUUCAUUUCCGGAUAUUGGGAGGAAAUGUGUCCUCCAUCUUUAAUUACAGUCAGUGUUCUCAACCAAUCAGACGUCUCUGCUGAGUCGCUGCUCAGAACCGAGCUGUUUCUGUCGAACCUUCAGUCUUUGAGCUUCCUGUGAUGUCGUUAGUUGCUGAGGCAGAUUCCAGCUCCUAUCACGACUGCACUAAAACACGCUGAGAUCUGCAGGUUUCUGCACUUGUGAGAAAUCCGAUCAUCUGAUCAGGAUCAGUUCUCAGUGACAAGUCGUCCUGAAGCCUCGAGUCACAGUGAGGUCACAUCCUGUUCAUUUAAUAUUCAAUUACGAACGUUUAUUGUUGUUGAUGUUGGAAUGACCUCGGCCCUCCGUCAUCCUUCUGCCUUGUAAUGUUUGAUUUUGUAUGUUUUAAAAUGUAUGUUAAUAAUUUUUAAUGUUAAUGGAAAA
This is a messenger RNA of Limanda limanda (common dab), 3497 nucleotides long. RefSeq names its product spindlin-1 (gene spina). The record is from RefSeq and is a predicted model, not a curated record. Bases 241 to 1017 code for a protein of 258 amino acids. Lineage: Eukaryota; Metazoa; Chordata; Actinopteri; Pleuronectiformes; Pleuronectidae. The transcript has 8 exons. Gene Ontology annotation, biological process: gamete generation.